Messenger RNA from Notolabrus celidotus (New Zealand spotty), 1180 nucleotides. RefSeq lists its product as uncharacterized. The coding region runs from base 29 to 709 and encodes 226 amino acids. Lineage: Eukaryota; Metazoa; Chordata; Actinopteri; Labriformes; Labridae. The record is from RefSeq and is a predicted model, not a curated record. The transcript has 3 exons.
CAUCAUUAUCUGAAAAGUUAGAUCAUUCAUGGAUAUCAGCCAACUGACAGACUUACUGUCAGCAUCGAGAAUGAAGAUCAAGACUCUGUCAUACACACCAUCGCCUGCCCCUUUCUUCAAACCUCUUUAUCAACAACAUGAUGGCAAUCUUCAGGAAUGGCUUUCACCCAAACGUACAUUUCAGCUAACCUACAAACCCGAGGAGACCCUGACAACUGAUGCAGUGAUUGUUGUACCGAAAUCCACAUACACAAAGGACCCAGAGGAGAACCAGGACCUACACAACCCUCCAGUAACACAACUCGUAUUCACUCAAAAUCAAACCUCCUACGUCUGCCUACCUGGGAUGCCCGAGGCACCCCCUCCUGUUACUAUAGUCGGUCCAGGACAAACUUCUUACACUCGGCUGCCCUGUUCAGUCUGGGAGGUCAACAUGGGAGAAGUAGAGGACUUCUCUACUCAAGUGAAAGAUGAAUUAAACACCAGCCAUGGAGACUCUGGCUGCAGCAGUGAGGACCCAACCCUGAGCCCAGAUUGCAGUCUACCAAACAGUCCUGUUGAAGAUGGUCCACCAAAAUGUUUCUGUACUGAUUACUGCAUCCUCAACAAAACAGCAGAUGGAUUUGCUCCUGUUUUAGUUUCCAAAGGAAGCAGCCUUAAUGCUCCAUCUGAGUCCCAACAGGAGGAUGAGUGGUCAAACAUUCUAUAAAGGACUGUAAUGAAGCUACUGGACGAAAUCAGACGAGAUGCUUUCAUUUUCAUAUGCAGUUUUGCUCUAUGUUGCAUCUUCUAGAUAGAUCUUCUUAUUCAGCCACUGCAGGUCUAGCUUGUGUAUAUGCCUUGAAUCCUUGAAUUUCAAACCUACAACAAAUUUGAACACACCUCAUGAUCUCUUUUACUAAAGCAGACUAAACACAGCAGAGUUCAUAUGUACAUUAGGCCUAGACUUAUUGCAUAUAUUGUGCUUGCUGCCGAAUGAGAUGACAUUUAAGCAUGCUGGAAUGACAGUUCUUACUUGCUUUCACUAUUUUAAUGUAUAGACAACCAUUUUCUUUUUUCUUAAAAUGACAAGUUACACAAGCAGCUUUGCAAUGUUUCUGUGGCUUCAGAGAAAUGCUUUUUUGCUUUGUGCUUGAAAGUCAUCCUUCUUUGCAAUAUUUUGUGGUUAUUUUUUCAAUAU